Messenger RNA from Gryllus bimaculatus (two-spotted cricket), 654 nucleotides. Lineage: Eukaryota; Metazoa; Arthropoda; Insecta; Orthoptera; Gryllidae. The record is from the annotation of a GenBank genome assembly.
CUCCGUCACUCCGUAAGGUUGACUCAGGCCACCCCUGGCUCCCGGGCGGGUAUAUAAUCAGCGCCUAAGAAUUAUAUUCUAAUAUUUGAGGCAUCCUCAGCUGAAGAAGUUCCACUGAAGUUAGACUCACAUUUUUGCUUUCUCAUGUACUAUUCACGUAGUAUUUAGAAAAUAUUGUAGCGUGAUAUUGCCCAGUGGCAAUUUUUCAUUUCUGAUCUUUAUGUCAAAUCAAGAAGUUGAAUUUCUUCUUUUCUUUAGGUCAUGCGGACGACAGUGGUAAUGACAGUUCUCUUAGGAGUGGCAGCGCGUGCUCUGAUUGCAGAGACGCAAGGAAAAAACUUGCACACGUUGGCGUUUGGUUAUUCGGCUCAGCGUCAAAAAUCUGGCAUCUGGAACUUUUUGGUGAAAUCCGCUGGAAAUGUGUCAUGGAAAGAGAAGCCUAUGAUGGGAGUAGACGUAAAGAUCACUGAAACUGGAGAUCCAAACGACGGAUUGAAGGGCAGUUGGAUAGAAAUGACCUCAGGAAUAAGCGUGAGUAGCAGUGGCCCAGCACCUCCAAAGCUUCCUGAGCCCUUAUUCACAGCGUUGCAUGAGGUGAAAAAGUGGCCUGUUCCAUCAGACUACACACGUAUAGCCGGUUUGGGAUACUACAAA